Messenger RNA from Cuscuta europaea, 1375 nucleotides. Lineage: Eukaryota; Viridiplantae; Streptophyta; Magnoliopsida; Solanales; Convolvulaceae. The record is from the annotation of a GenBank genome assembly.
AAAACACACGCACUCUUCAGGGGAAGCGAAGCAUUCAUCGAUACUUUUCCCAUUUUCGCUCUGCAUCUUUGCUCCCAACAUCCAUCGAACAUUUCUUCUGUUUUGUUCUGUUCGAUGCCCUUUGCCGCAUCCUUCAGCUGUGCCGCCGACUUGGUUGCCGCCGACCAUCAUAGCAGUUGUCUCCCUACUCCACGCCGGAUGUCAGAUCUAAGUGCUAGGGUUCACAUUUGGGGCGGCGACCGAGCGUCUGAAGGAUUUCACAUCUUGAUUGAGGUUCGUUGGGGGUACUACGAUGGAUUGAGGCGGGAUUGAGUCAGGGGAAGGUAGGAUUUGGGGGUACUAUGAUUUAAUUGAUCAUUCCGGGUUUAGCAGAUCCUUGAAUUUUCUCUGUAAUGGCUGUGCAGGCAAAUGGUGAAUCGUUUGUUGUGAGAACUCUUAAUCGGAAGACCCUCUGGGAAAUGCAAACCCCACAGCUUUGACCCCUUAUUAGAAUCUUUUGACUACAUACAAUUGGUAAAUGUCAUCUCGAGUGAAGCCAGUCAAUCAAGCCGGAGUUGCUUAAGAAAGGGUCAAACGUGUGGGGUUUGUGGGCUGGGGAGGGGGCUGAAGGCUACAGUGGUGCUUUAGGCUGGUGGGUGGGGGACGGGAAUGGUGGUGGAGGGUAGGCGAUGGGUGUGGGCGGCAGUCAUAGAGGGGCUGGGGUGGAGAGGGGUGUAGAGAGCAGGAAGGGGCGGUCAGCCAGUCAACGGGGCGGCAGUUAAUGGACGGGGUGGGCUGCAGCGGUGUCACUUGACUGGAGUCUCUUUGACUGAUGUCACUGUGAACAGAGUCAGUUUUGAACGAAGUCACUUUUGAAUGGUGUCACUGUGGUCGGAGUCACGGUGUCACUGAUGUCACUGUGAACAGAGUCAGUUUUGAACGAAGUCACUUUUGAAUGGUGUCACUGUGGUCGGAGUCACGGUGUCACUGAUGUCACUGUGAACAGAGUCAGUUUUGAACGAAGUCACUUUUGAAUGGUGUCACUGUGGUCGGAGUCACGGUGUCACUGAUGUCACUGUGAACAGAGUCAGUUUUGAACGAAGUCACUUUUGAACGAUGUCACUGUGGUCGGAGUCACUGUGGCGACAUAGUCUGUGGCGGCAGAGUCACUGUGACGGCAGAGUCACUGUGGCCAAUGGGGCAGUCACUGUGGCCGGUAGGGCAGUCACUGCGGUGAUGGAGUCACAUUGGUCGGAGUCACUUUACAUUGUAGUGGUUAAUUGUGAUGUUUGGUCAUAUUUUUGGAAUUUUUAAAAACAUGUAAUUUUUUAGUCUUUUAUCUUAUAUUUAGUAAUAUUCAGGCCAAAAGGCCUAUUGAUUUCAUAUGAAAGAUCAC